AUGUGUGCCACGCAACUGUCUCGAAAUGGUGCACCUGAGCGUUUCACACGGCGCGGAUCGCAAUGUGAUUACCUCCUUGAGAUGGAAAAUGGGGAUCAGCGAAUACUGAACAAGUCUGACGCCCUCACACCCGACACGAAACCAUCCACGGGAGAGGAAUCUGGGGAACAGAACGAGACCAAUUUAGCGCAGCCAAGCUUUUCAACCGGAGAGUGGGCGAUUGUCAAACCGAAACGUGGGAAAGAGAUCGACAAGACCAGUUGGUCAUGUACUUAUGACUUGCGUGCUUUGCAACCCCGCCUUACAAUUGAGACCAUUACGCAAGCUCGUUGGUGGAGAGUUUUUAUCGGAACUGGAGGAAUGGUCUGGGUCUGGAUCCCGGGUAGUCAGAGAGAGUGUGUGGAGCAGAGGUUGAGUUGA
Fusarium pseudograminearum CS3096 is the source of this 420-nucleotide messenger RNA. RefSeq lists its product as uncharacterized. The transcript is spliced from 2 exons. NCBI's taxonomy places the organism in Eukaryota, Fungi, Ascomycota, Sordariomycetes, Hypocreales, Nectriaceae. The record is from RefSeq and is a predicted model, not a curated record. Bases 1 to 420 code for a protein of 139 amino acids.